Molecule: messenger RNA, 4588 nt
Organism: Carassius gibelio (silver crucian carp)
Lineage: Eukaryota; Metazoa; Chordata; Actinopteri; Cypriniformes; Cyprinidae
Gene: stard13a
Product: StAR-related lipid transfer (START) domain containing 13a
Exons: 14
Coding region: 677-3673 (998 amino acids)
Biological process (GO): signal transduction; actin cytoskeleton organization; regulation of Rho protein signal transduction
Molecular function (GO): lipid binding; protein binding; GTPase activator activity
Source: RefSeq, a predicted model, not a curated record
CAAAUCAGUCAAUUUUAACCAUCAAUUUUAUAGUAAUGUAGUACCAAAUGACUCUCAUUUAUAUUUUACAGCAUUAGUUGAGAGAUUUGUUUUCCUUGAGAAAAUUUGCCAUGUGCUGUACCUGAACUAUAUCCAUAAUAAACGAUUUUGAAUUGAAUGGAAUCAAACUGAAUCGAAAGCUCGUGAGUCAGAUUCUUAUUAGAAUUGUGAAAUUUGUGUAAAAACCUAGUUGUUAGGGUGUUAUGGGGUUUGCUCAAAAAGGGAGACUUGAGGAACAGGAUGAAGGCAGACCUAAAGAUGAGCACAUCAGUCAGAGGGAGGAUGUUCUACACUAGAGCAAGCGAGAGAGGACAGAAGAGAGGCACAGGGCAGAGGAGCAGGCAGCUGUGGACACAACUGGACAGCUAGAGCUUGGAGGAAAAGGGAUGUUCAGAUCUGAGGGACACACGUGUUUCUUCUUAAAGAUGAAGUGAUGAGAACGACCAAUAAGUAAAUCGAGGCAAAGGAAGCAUGUGACUGGCUGAGGGCAGCGGGAUUCCCACAGUAUGCCCAACUUUAUGAGGAUUCCCAGUUUCCCAUUGAAAUAUCUUCCGUCAAGAGGGACCAUGACUUUCUCGACAAAGACCUUGUGGAGCCUCUUUGCCGUCGACUCAACACUCUGAACAAGUGUGCCUCCAUGAAACUGGACGUGAGCCUCCCCAAGAAGAAAAGUGAGGACUCUGAUGAGGAGGACCUGUUGGCCAUCAGUAAUAGAUGGACAUUUGAGUGGAAGAGUCGGCGCUGGUCACGUCUGCAAGACAUCGAUUACCUCCUGGGUACAGCGGAGGAGCGGAGCCCCUCUGAGGUGGGUGAGGACCUGCGGACCACCGUGAGCAGUGAGAGCAUUCUGACAGACCUCAGCGAGCCGGAGAUCUGUUCCCUGCCCAGCGAAGACUCUUUGGCCGCCAUGCCUGACUCUGCCUCGCUCACCACACUCAACUUGCCCAGAGAGCUGCCUCAUUACGGUUCACUUCCUGCCAAGAGCAGGCGACGUGGACGCACACGCGCCAAAGACUUCCUGAGGAGAAUGGAAACGCUGGGCCGGACAUGGGGACCAUCGAUGGUUCGUUCGGAGCGGCGCUCUUUGGUUAUCAGCAGCCCAGUUCUGCAAAGCGAGCCAGAGGUGCUAAAGACUCUACGAUGUGUUCAGAUUUUAAACGCCGGGCCUCUAAAUGCUGAAAACAUGCCACCUGCUAACAACUGCCUAAAUUCGCUGGCCAGCAGUGAGGUUAGCAGCCAAUCAGAAACCAGUGGGAGUGCCGAAAGCACACCAAACAUGAAGGGGCGUGUCUCAAAGUUGUAUCCUCCUGGUAAACGUGCAGGUGUCUACCUAGAGGACAUCGAUGUUCUCGCCGGCGCUCCCCAAAGAAGGAGACCGGUCGAGCAGAGCCGCAAAAAUGAAUUCCGCUCCUAUGACGAGCUAUUGGUGCACAUCCCAAAAGAUCACAAACCUGGUACCUUCCCUAAAGCGCUGUCGAUCGAGAGUCUGACGACAGCCAGUAAGGAACGUGGAAACUGGAAGCUUCUGGAUUCAGAGCCCCAGAACUUCAAGUGCAGGAAAGUUGGAGGAAGGGAACUCCGGCACGUGACGCGCUGCUGCCCGCGAGGCAGCAGGAUCAGUGUGUACGAUAACGUACCGGGCUCACACCUGUACGCGAGCACCGGGGACUUAUUGGACCUUGAGAAGGAAGAUAUAUUCCCACAUUUGGAUGACAUUCUGCAGCAUGUUAAUGGUCUGCAGCAGAUCGUGGACCACUGGUCCAAAAAUGUGUUGCCCGAGAGUGAGGGGGAGGGGGAUGGCGGCAGGGGGCAGGACCAGAGCAUUAUUGAUGGCCAGUCUUCCAGCCAGAUCACACUAGACUAUGAGGGGACUUCUGUAAUUGAGGGGUUGACCACACCGAACCACAUCAACAAGGAUGGGGUUUCGUUAAAUGAAACGGACACCUCCAGCACCAGAGAGAGGAGGGACUCGGGGGUGGGGGCUUCUCUGACACGACCACGCCUUAGAUGGCCCAGCUUCAGGAUGUCCAACCUCCUCAGCCAAUCAGGAAUUUCGCUACAGAUAUCCAGCCAAUCAGUGGGCCAGCUUAGCUUGUUGCAGAAGUUCUCUUUAUUGCGUCUCACUGCUAUCAUGGAGAAAUACUCCAUGUCCAACAAGCAUGGGUGGACUUGGUCAGUGCCAAAAUUUAUGAAGAGAAUGAAGGGACCAGACUACAAGGAUAAGACUGUAUUCGGUGUUCCUCUGAUUGUCCAUGUCCAGCGAUACGGACACCCUUUGCCCAUAAGCUUACAGCUCGCCCUGCGCUUUUUAAGGAGCCAGUGUUUAGACCAGGUGGGACUUUUCCGUAAAUCCGGGGUAAAGUCUCGUAUUCAGGCUCUGCGGCAAAUGUGUGAAACUUCCCCAGAAAGUGUGAACUAUGAGGAUCAGUCAGCGUAUGAUGUGGCAGACAUGGUCAAACAGUUCUUCAGAGACUUGCCUGAGCCUCUCCUCACGAGCAAAAUGGGCGAGACCUUCCUCCACAUAUACCAGUAUGUCCCUAAAGAACAGCGCUUACAGGCUGUGCAGGCAGCUAUCAUGUUGAUGGCCGAUGAAAACCGUGAGGUCCUGCAGACGCUGCUGUGCUUCCUAAAUGACGUGACUUCCUCUGUUGAGGAGAACCAGAUGACCCCAAUGAACCUGGCGGUGUGCCUCGCUCCUUCUCUCUUCCACCUCAACAUCAUGAAGAAUGAUACUUUGUCGCCUCGGUCUAUUCAGAGGAAGUAUGCCACUGGGCGGCCAGACCAAAAGGACCUGAAUGAGAACCUUGCGGCCACUCAGGGGCUUGCACACAUGAUUGCUGAGUGCAAUCACCUAUUCGAGAUUCCCCAGGAGAUGGUCUCUCAGUCCAGGAACUCAUACAUAGAAGCUGAGCUGCUGGCGCCCUCUUUAGACGAGCUCUGUAAAAAACAGCCACAACUGGAUGAGGAAGAAGAAGAAGAAGAAGAAGAAGAGGAAGAGGAAAGCACGUGUAGCUCUUAUCUGGAGAGCUUGAUACAGAAUCUGAUGAAAGAGACCAAAGACAAGACCAAGGGCUGGGUGACCGGAACAAAUAUUGACAAUACAGAGAUAUCAUUCAAAAAGGUGGGAGACGGGACCCCGUUGAGACGCUGGCGUGUGUCUGUAGAGGUGGAGGCUCCUCCAUCUGUGGUGCUAAACCGGAUCCUGCGAGAGCGCCACCUGUGGGACAGUAACCUGCUACAGUGGAAGGUUCUGGAAAGUCUGGACAAGCAGACGGAGGUGUACCAGUAUGAGCUGAACAGUAUGGCCCCUCACCCCAACAGAGACUUCGUGGUGCUCAGGACGUGGAGGACGGAUAUGCCAAAAGGUGUGUGUGUGCUGGUGUCGGUGUCAAUCGAUCAUGAGGAAAGCCCGCGGCUGGCCGGAGUGAGAGGAAUAAUUCUGGAAUCCCAGUAUCUGCUAGAACCGUGUGGCUCUGGGAAGUCCAGACUCACACAUAUAUGCAGAGCUGAUCUGAAAGGAAAGUCUCCAGAGUGGUACAACAAAGCUUUCGGCCAUCUCUGUGCUAGCGAGGCGGCCCGCAUCCGCAACUCCUUCCAGUCUCUGGAUCCUGAAGGCCCUGAAACCAAAAUCUGAACGUGGCUACAUGGAGUCAGGCACGAGGAAACUGGGAGGUAGCUCAACGUCAGGACAGAUGGUCACAGAAAACUAACUUUGGAGAGGAGAAGGAGGGAUUCAAGAGAGAGGAAAAUGGAAAGUGUUUAUUGUUUCUAGCCCCUUACCUACAACAAACUGCCAUGUCCUGUUGGUUCAGUAGCCUGUGGAUCAUUGGGAUUCAUUUUGAGUGUUUUACCCCUUAUAGGGCACUGAAGUCAGAUUAUUUCAUGUCAGUUUAUGCAGCUGUUCAAAACUGCCACUUUUGAAAUGGCUUUUGUUGUGUGUUUUGGGGCAAUAUAUGUGAGACGAGAAAAAAUGAAUAGAGAAAGUGACAGAGACAGACUCCACCGUAGCUAUGAAGCAAUGCCUGUAAAAAGUCGUAACGCUGCUUCCUGUUGUCCAGUCUUUACCGCAGCAGACAGCUUUAACUAGCACCUUUAGAGCUUCGCUUACAACAAACAGAUGUGAAUGACAAGCCACCUCACGCUAAUCUAAAAACAGCAGGUCUGGUUUCAUUUUCCCGAGCACUUCAAGCUAAUGUACUGCAUUCUCAAACCAGCUAUAGGUAUGUUAUUGUCUGCAUUAUUUAAAUCUUUGUAUUUAGGUGUUUAAUCCUCAUCCGAAUGAAGCUAAUGUUACAGUGACUGUAUUUUUAACCUAAGGUUGUACCCUGGUGACGUAUUGAUGUGAAGUAUUUACAAGCCCAUAUCAUUUCAAAAUUCUGUUUUAAGAAAUUUUUUUGUUUAUCAUUACAAUAUUCCUUCAUUUCAUUGUCCCAGGUAAGCAAUAAUGUAUUCUCAUGCUAAAUGGUACAGUAUUUUGCUCCUCUAACAAUGCAAAAUGAAUUACUUAAGAUUAAAAUCAAACAAUAUAGUAAAAAAAAAAAUAUAUAUA